UUAUAAAAUGUCGUCGUUUGUCUCAUUUGAAUUCGAUGCUCGACAAUGUAAAGGAGUAUAACACGAAUCCAAACACUCAAAUAGGUAAUACGUUAUUAUUAUUUGGGAAUAUGGAAAAAGUUAUAUUUUUGAUAUUGAUGUUCGUCUGCUAUUCCCAUCAGAGGCCACAGCUCGAAGAAGACGUAUUGACCACAACAGAGACGACCGACACUACUACUGAAGAGCUCAAGAGCUUGGAAAAAAUUUCAGUAGUAACCCAAGCCACUGCAGUGUCGGUUCAUACUUCCGUUAACUUUUCGUCGUACAAGCCGAGCGAGGUUUUCGAAGACUUUAAGCCCAGCAACUAUUACAGACCCGACGGUAACCCUAUAUUUGAAAGGCCGAGUCCAGAAGUCGCUAACCAAGUUUUCCUGAAACCUCAAUACUUUGUAAAGCCGGAUAAUCAAACAAACCGAUCGUCACCGAAACCCAGUGACAAUAAUGUAGUUUUCCCCCAAGCGACCCAAGAACAUUACUCCCAAUAUUCGCAGUACGACGACCGAUCUAACGGACCGGAGUCUAGAGGUCCGUAUAAGUUCACCGAAGUCUCACCUCGGCAGCAGUUCAAGCCGAUGAAACACGAUUUCGGUGGGACGCUGCCCAUCGGUGCUUACGACAACAACUAUUACGAAAGGCAUUUUGGAAAGUAUCACGUGAAAGAGAUGUCGCAUUAUCCAGACAUAAUACACGAACCACCAAAAGUCUAUCAUCACAGCGUCACGACUGCUCAUAAAAAAGAUCCCUGGAAGAGCAUGCUUAAGGUGUUGGCCACUAUCCUGCCGGUUGGCCUGUUGCUUGCUUCCUUCCCACCGACUGUCAUCAAAGUAAAUUCCACGCAAUACCCUUAUCAGUUCCAAAAGAAUUCGACGGUAUACCAUCCAAAUGUUAUUACUGGAAGGUAUAGGGCGUUGAGAAAGAUGGACACGGAAUGGAAAACAAAUGGGGAAGACAAAUUGCCCGGAUACUUGAACGAUUGUUUGAAAAAGAAAAUAUGCAACACCUUAAAGAGCAACUAUUCUCAUAGUGAAUUGGAAACUCUACAGCAAAACUAUAAACUAAACUGGACCACGGACAAUGGCCCGACGAUGGUCGAAAUCGCAAAAGCAGCCGCGUCUGCAGAGCCGGAAUCGUGUCAAGUAUUCGUUUGCAGUGAUUGAACAAGCUGGGCGUCGCUGUAGCGUUCAAGUGUCGUUAUGUAUAAUAAUGUAUAGUAUAUACAUAUUUUAUUAUACUAUAUAGAUAAUGUCUGAAAUAAUAAUAAUAAUAAUAAUAAUAAUAAUAAUUUAAUAUACCUGGUAGCUUGUGUAUGUAUAGGUACAUUUUUAUAAUAUCAACACGGUAACCACAAUUUUUAUGUGUACCGAUCAGACCGCGAGAAUUCCAUUAAUGCGCGGAAUGCAGACACGUUUUAAUGGCUGGGUAUCGGAAGUUGACUUGGCCCUGGGCGAACUUUCGUUCUACGAUAGCCAUAAAUAAAUAAUAAUAAUAAUAACAAACCAAAACUGCUGGAUGAUUUUCGUCUAAGAAUGUGGUUGAUGACACAUUCUUACUUUACGGAUAUCGCUUUCUUUUGUGGCUUUUGAAGCGAUCCCCGUGGACGAAUAGACAUCAUACGAUUAAUAUUACACAUAUACUUGGAUUAAAUAAAUAAGUAUGGUUUGAUAAUACAUUUAUAAUAUACUCUAAUCAACGGUAGAUAAGUACAAUAUUUUCUACUAUAAAAUUUAAACCGGAUGAAAAUUCAAAAGUCGCGGUUUCCACACUGUUACAUAUAUUAUAUGAUUUGGCAGAAAUCGAUCAUUUAUUACACUGUAUUGUCUAUAGAUUAUAUUAUGCUAUUAUCUUGUACCUAUAGACGUAAAAUAUUGUGUAUGAUUUUUGCACUAUUAUAUACAUUUUUUUCGUGCUAAAGCAUAUUAAGGCUGUUAUUAAUACAGAAUAUGUAUGGAGAAAUACUCAACUCUAGGUUAACUAACUCUAAAUUAUCGACGAAAAAACAAUAGCAUCAUUCAGCAUUGCCAUCAAACUGUCAUAAGAUUAAAUAUUUUCUUGUAAACUAUCAAGAUCGUCUCUAACUGUAUCAUUGUCUAAUCAAAAUAUAAUUGCUUAUUUACGCUGCUAUAGUAAAAUUAUUAUGACACAAUGUCCAAUCCAAAUUCUUAGCCAAAUAAUAUUUACUUGACACAAAUUUCAAUAUAGGUAUUGAUAACACUAAAAGUCACAUAACGCAAUGUGGUUGUUGCAGUAUACAUAUUCAUUAUGCAGCACAUAAAUUCGAUUUCGUCCGUCGAGUGAUUCGAUAAAACAUCUAACGGAGUAUAACGUAUUUAAUGUAAGGGGCGAGGAAAAGUAAAACCGAAGAGCAGCGUGUGCAGACACGCUUAACUGCGAAAUUAAAUAACUCUCCAGCGAUUAUACAUUCCUCUCUCUUCAGACGUUGUAGAUUUAGCGUUAUGAUUUAAUAUUUUGUAUAAUACGUAGUGCGUACAAUGUGUAUGCAAGUGAAUAUUAAGGUCGACGUUAAACUUUUUAGAAUGUUUUUAAUAAAACGUUUAAUACCUAUUCACCAAAAUGUAUACGUCGUCUCAUCAUCCUAUUAUUCUAGAUUAAA
Myzus persicae (green peach aphid) is the source of this 2650-nucleotide messenger RNA. RefSeq lists its product as uncharacterized. The coding region runs from base 36 to 1196 and encodes 386 amino acids. The record is from RefSeq and is a predicted model, not a curated record. The transcript is spliced from 4 exons. Lineage: Eukaryota; Metazoa; Arthropoda; Insecta; Hemiptera; Aphididae.